GCCUCGCUCCUUCCCUCUCCCCUGUCUCCCUUCCGCGAUUACGGGGGGGGCUUAUGCUUAUUGCUUAUUGCUUAUGCUUUUGCUUCUUGUUUUCUUUGUUAUGAGAUCUCCGAAUUGAUGAAUUUGGAAGCAGUAUUUGGGUGGAGGAGAUUCCUUCCUUUUGCUUAAUUUCUAGGGUUUUCUUCUGUGCCCGCCGAGAUCUGCCCUUGUUUCCACACUACUAUUCUAAUUCAACAUGUUUUGGCGUAUGGCUGGCUUGUCCACAACCUCCCCUGUGGAGGCAAUUUUGGAUAAGGAAAAUUUUACCCUGGAGGAGCUUCUUGAUGAGGAUGAAAUUAUUCAAGAAUGCAAAGCCCUAAAUACCCGUCUUAUUAACUUCUUACGAGAGAAGGCUCAGGUUGAACAAUUAGUUCGAUAUAUUGUGGAAGAACCUCCAGAAGAUGCUGAAAAGAGUCAGACUUUUAAGUUUCCAUUUAUUGCUUGUGAGAUUUUUACAUGUGAAGUUGAUAUCAUACUCAAAACAUUAGUUGAGGAUGAGGAAUUGAUGAAUUUGUUAUUUUCCUUUUUGGAUUCAAAACAUUCCCAUAGCACAUUGCUGGCUGGCUACUUCAGCAAGGUUGUCAUUUGUCUGCUGUUGCGGAAGACAGUACCAUUUAUGCAAUAUGUUAAGAGUCAUCAAGAAAUUGUGAAGCAGCUUGUUGACCUGAUUGGUAUAACAUCCAUCAUGGAGGUUCUAAUACGUCUAAUUGGAGCUGAUGAACAUAUGUUUUCAAGCCAUAAGGACUCAAUGCAGUGGAUGGAGGACACGGAUGUACUGGACAUGAUUGUUGACAAGUUCAGCUCUUCAGAUUCACCUGAGGUGCAUGCUAAUGCAGCUGAAAUGCUUUGCGCCAUAACAUGCUCUGCUCUUCCUGGUCUUGCUGCUAAGAUAUCUAGCCCAAGUUUUGUAGGAAGAUUGUUCCAUCAUGCUUUGGAAGAUUCACGUCCAAAAUCUGUUCUGGUCAAUUCAUUGUCUGUGUGCAUAUCAUUGUUAGAUCCUAAGAGGAUAAUGCUGGGAGCAUAUCACAUGUAUAAUCGCCAACUAACUCAGGGGUCCACAAUAACUGCUAACCCUGAAACAGUUGAAGGAAUGUUGGAGAGCCUAGGUGAAUUGCUGAAGCUUUUGGAAGUUUCAUCUGUGGAGACCACUUUACCAACUACAUAUGGGAAACUGCAACCACCUCUUGGAAAGCACCGUCUGAAGAUUGUAGAGUUUAUUUCUGUCUUACUGACAGUUGGUAGUGAAGCUGCUGAAAAGGAAUUGAUUCAAUUGGGAGCACUGCAGAAGAUUUUGGACUUGUUCUUCUUGUACCCAUACAAUAACUUUUUGCACCACCAUGUAGAGAGUAUAGUAGUGUCAUGUUUAGAGAGCAAAAAAGCGUUUCUAGUUGAGCAUCUUCUUCAUGAGUGCGAUCUUGUGGGGAAAAUACUUGAAGCAGAAAAGAAUUUCAAACUGACAUCUGAUCUAAGCAAGCCAACAGUUGCUGCUGAGGGUAGGUCACCCCCCAAGAUAGGAAAUAUUGGGCACUUAACACACGUAUCAACCAAACUUGUUCAGCUCGGUAAUAACAAUGCUGAAGUUCAGGCAUAUUUGCAGGAAAAUAAUGAAUGGACUGAUUGGCACGCGAAUGUCCUAUCAAAGCGUAAUGUGAUAGAAAAUGUUUAUCAGUGGGCCUGUGGGAGGCCAACUGCUUUGCAAGAUCGGACCAGGGAUAGUGAUGAUGAUGAUUACCACGAUAGAGAUUAUGAUGUUGCAGCAUUAGCAAACAACCUAAACCAGGCAUUUCGAUUUGGUGUUUACAGCAACGAUGAUAUGGAUGAGGUACACGGUUCACUUGAACGAGACGAUGAGGAUGUUUACUUUGAUGAUGAAUCUGCUGAGGUUGUUAUAUCUUCUCUCCGUCUAGGCGACGAACAAGAGAGUGGCUCUCUUUUCACGAAUUCCAACUGGUUUGCAUUUGAGGAUGACAGAGUUGCCAAUGAGUGCUCCGCUGGUGCUCUUGCGUCUCCAUCACCCCAGACUGAGGGAGCUGAUGUUGUAAAUACUGAUGUUGAUUAUGAGGUUAUUGUUGGCAAAGAUGAUGACUUGAAUGAUGCUGGAACAUCUUCUCCAGUGCCAGAGGCUAAAUUGGGAGAUGCCACCCUUGACCCAUCUGAAGAUCCUACAGAAAAUGAACCCAGUGCAAGUGAUAAACCACCUGUGUGGGUUGAAUGGAGAGAAAACCCGGAUUCUAGUGAAGGAUGUGGUAAAGAUGACCCAGUUAGCAUGCCAAAUGGUCAAGUUGAACCCCAGGACAAAGGUGGUCAUCAUGAUGAAGACGAUACUAGACCUUCCCCAUCAUCCUCUGACAAUAGUGAUUUAACUGCUCUAAAAAGUUUACAUGAAGCAGAAGAUGAAAGCCCUGGUACCAGUUCUUCUAGGCUGUCAGACUCAGGUAACGAUGAUGUUAGUUCAGAUCAAAUUGCCAAGAAUCAGGAGACAGCUUUAGUAACAGAGAGUGCCCUAGAUGCUGCCAAAGAUGAUGACAAAGACGUUGCCAAAGAAGCAGGGAACUAGUGCAUGUGUUUACUUGAGCUAACACAUAUUUGGCUGGACUGAUCAGUCUGGAGACAUCAGCUGCUUGGUUUGUCGGGCUUCUGUAUAUGAAUGUUAAUGGGGCAUUGUUGUUAAGCAGGGUUCCAGCUACUGAUUGUCUUCCCCACAUCGAAAGUUUGUCUUCAGCCUUACUUGAGAGCAGGUUCUAAGUAGUGAACUUGUCUAGAAAGUAAAUUCAACAUUUAAUCAACUCUCCAGUGUGUAGGUUCGUUCCUUCGUCCGCAAGGUGAUUCAAGAAUAGAAUUGUCACAUGGUUGGUUAACUUUUAUCACAAUAACACGUUUAUAUGGCACGAAUUCUCUUUUUCCAUGAAAGUAAAGUAUUGAUGUUUUUCUGAGCGGUGCUGCUGGUAUGCUUUUCCUGUCACGUCAUCUGGGUGGUUUUUUAGUUACCUUCAUGCAUAUUCAUU
Molecule: messenger RNA, 3044 nt
Organism: Rubroshorea leprosula
Lineage: Eukaryota; Viridiplantae; Streptophyta; Magnoliopsida; Malvales; Dipterocarpaceae
Source: the annotation of a GenBank genome assembly